GCUGUGUAAUGCUAGGUGCAUUGUGUAUACUGUAACCAGCUGAAAAUCUGCCGUUGGUGAAGGACAUUUUUGUUUUUGUUGACUAACUUUUAAGUCGGAAAUUAUGACAUAAAUUAUAUCUCUAACAACAAAAAAGUAUUUGUUCUAGAGAAUGGCAGGACCAUCAUCAGAGAUUGGGCUGUAUAUAGAGCCAGAACCUGUGAUCUUACAACCAAAAUGUGCCAAUAGUAGUGGUAAUAACAGAAAUCCAAAUGUGUAUAUAAACACCAGUAGUGAUGAUGAAGAAGAUGUGGCAUCAGGGAGCAGUAGUUACGAGAAAUCUGUAAAUGGACAUUUACUGGGCAAUGGGUCAAAGGUAAAUAGCAGGUCUUUAAAUACAUCAAUCAUUGAGGAAGAUGAGGAUGAAGAUGAUGACUCAGAAAUUCAUUCUCGUGUUGGUGAUUUUUUUACCGCACCCUGCAGAGCAGCUGAACAAGCAGAAGAAUUUGUAAAGAAAGUAUGGGAGGCCGGAUGGCGAGUAGUCCAUCAUAACUCGCUGCCGAACUGGUUACGAGAUAACGAUUUCUUACAUAAAGGUCACAGAUUACCAACAAAUUCAUUUGUGGCUUGCUUCAAGUCUGUUUUUCGUAUACACACUGAAACAGGAAAUAUAUGGACACACUUAUUAGGUAUGAUCGCUUUUGUUGGGAUCACGGCCUAUUUUUUGUCUCGACCAACACUAGAAAUCCAGUGGCAAGAAAAAGCUGUGUUUUCUGCGUUCUUCAUGGGCGCCAUCAUGUGCUUAGGAUUUUCUUGGGUCUUUCAUACAGUGUUUAAUCAUUCACAGAGAAUAGGCAAACUCUUCAAUAAGUUGGAUUAUUGUGGGAUAGCGUUCCUUACCAUGGGAUCAUUUGUUCCCUGGUUAUACUACGGCUUCUACUGUCAAAUGGGAGUGAAGAUCAUUUAUAUGGUACUGACAUUUUCACUCGGCACAGCUUGUAUUGUGGUGUCCUUAUGGGACAAAUUUAGUGAGCCAAGAUUUCGGGCUCUCAGAGCAGGAGUGUUUAUAGCGUUUGGUCUAAGUGGAGUGAUACCAGCUAUACAUAUUGUAAGUACUGUGGGAUUCUGGGAUGCAGUAAAUAAGGCAUCACUUGGCUGGCUUUGCCUGAUGGCCGUCCUUUAUAUUACGGGUGCAGUUAUCUAUGCAGUGAGAAUUCCAGAAAGAUUCUUCCCAGGAAAAUUUGAUAUCUGGUUCCAAAGUCACCAGAUAUUUCACGUGUUUGUUCUUGCAGCCGCUUUUGUGCACUACCACGGUAUUACAGAAAUAGCAAAUUACAGACUGACUUUCGGAGAUUGUCUCUCCACAAAAUUCUUCUAGGAUUGAAAUCUUCAAAGAAAAAAAAAACCUGUAGAAAAUCAAAGAGAUGAUACUGUACCUUCGAUAUUAUACAUAAAGACUUCUUAAUUUUUAUACAUGAUUUGUAGAACAAGAAGAAAACUAAAAUAUGCCAAUGGUAGUCCAUAGAUAUAAUAUAUAUUUGAGAAACCUUUAAAAUGUUAAAGAAAGGCUGCUGGUGAAUUUACAAAGAAGUAUUGUUUCUUGUCUAUGCAGAAAGGGGUUCUAGAAAUUGUUUACAUUAAUUUUCUUUAUGUUUCUUGCUAUGUAAUGUAAGCCAGAAAAACAAAUUUUGAUAUGAUUCAGAUAGGUUAAAAAUGAGGAAAUCUGGCUUAAGUCUUACAACUGAGCUUUCUUUUUCUGUAUGAAUAAUGUAGAAUGUUACAUUUCAGAUUGAAAUAGUAAAUUAUUACAGUGGAACUUCUGAAUACCGGACCUAUCAAAAACCGGAAAAUUCCGAAAAUCCGACAGUUUCCUUGGUACCGAUUUUCCUCCUAUUUUCUAUAUAGACCAUACUUCUGAAUACCAGAACUUCCAAAUUCUGAACACUGGAAGAUAUUUUUGAAAAAUUUUACUUAUUUCAGUAAAAUUUUACUUUCAAAAAUUGCAUACAUAAACAAGUAGAUAUUUGUUCGACUGCAGAUCUUCCAAAAACUGUCUUUUAUUCUGGUCUUUGAGGUGUGUGUGGUUUUCGGAAGUUACACUGAUAAUGCUGAAAUCUGAUUUACUUACAAUAUUAUUUUAUGCCAUUUCAUAUGUCACUUCUCUGCACCAUGUGCAAGACUUCUUCAUUGGAAGCUUGUAAAAAUAUUAAAAGUCAUCCUUUUAUCUAGAUCUGUUGUCAUUAAUCACAUUUAUAUAUAUGUAUCUGAAUUUUAAAAUGUACUAUUUGACUUUUGCCUUUAUUUGAGUAAAUGUUACAGCAAAAACGAGAAAGUCCCCUUAUUGCAUAUAAAGUCAUUAUGACAUGUAUAAAUUAUUUAAAGAAUUUGUCAGUAAAACAAUGUUCUGCAGAUUGGUCCUUUCAAAAGGAUUCAUACACAAAUGUAAAUAUCAUCCAUCUAUGGGUGUAUUUAUGCAGAAAUAUGAAAUGUAGGUGUAACUUAUACACCUCAAUUGAAAACACAAUUCUUUUGAUUUAAUUGGAACAUGACACUAUAAAUAGAAACAGAGCUUCUUCCACCAAUCGUAAGAGGUUUUCAGUCAGGGGACGGGUUAAGAUAUGGCCAGCGUAAUGUUGCCGUUGGCUCACAGUUUUAUGUCCAAAGUCACUUCUCAAACAUCAGAGUGUCAUUGGUAAGUUGUCUGUACCCUAUGGGGAACAUGUGUAUACUGGUCAGAAAUUUAGGAUUAUAGGCUACUGUACCAGUGUCAAAUAACUGGGAAAAAAACAACAUUUUUUUUGUUUUAGAGAAAAAUAGCUUUUUUUCAGCAGUUGUUCCUCCUUUAUGUAUUACAAUUUAAAUUUUUUAGUUAAUUAAAUAAAUCAAAGGCAAGAUUGUGAUUCCUAUCAAUUAUUGUGACCUAUAAUAGGUGAGUUUGUAGACUUUGAAAAAGAAAUGAAUUGUGGAAUAUGGAUCAAACUUAAAUUUUAAUAUUCUUUGUUUUUCAAAGUUUCCAGUUUCACAGACAUGUUGUUACUUGUAGAGAUGAACAAUAUGUUGGUAGGUUGUAGGUUUGUUUUAAUUGUGAUUGUUGACUGUACCAAAGUCAACCUUUUGAUGUCAAAAUUUUAAAAAUUAAAAGUAUACCUGAUACUGACAGAAAAACUCAAAGUCUUGUAUUGCUGUAUGUAAAAAAAAGUAGAACAAUAGAAA
Molecule: messenger RNA, 3192 nt
Organism: Mercenaria mercenaria
Lineage: Eukaryota; Metazoa; Mollusca; Bivalvia; Venerida; Veneridae
Product: adiponectin receptor protein-like
Exons: 8
Coding region: 152-1357 (401 amino acids)
Biological process (GO): adiponectin-activated signaling pathway
Cellular component (GO): plasma membrane
Molecular function (GO): signaling receptor activity
Source: RefSeq, a predicted model, not a curated record